This is a messenger RNA of Dimorphilus gyrociliatus, 271 nucleotides long. NCBI's taxonomy places the organism in Eukaryota, Metazoa, Annelida, Polychaeta, Dinophilidae. The record is from the annotation of a GenBank genome assembly.
AAUGCGAGAUCAGAGCGAUAAAAAUCCCGUUAUUGAAGCCCAUCAAGCGUUCGGUUUAAGCUGCUUCGGUGUAGCUAUUGACCAAUCCAUGGACGAUCCGGAAAAAGCUUCGGCGUUUAGCACCCGUCUACCAAUUACUGACCGUUUGUCGCGCCGUCUGUCACUUAAAUUCCCUGCAACUGGUCAUGUGAUCAUUCCUUUUCCUUCCCUGCUUCCCUUCCAUAAACGUAGGGUAUAUACAAUUAUGAGAGAAAUCCGUCAAGUGAGAUGA